ACUCAAACCCAAUAUUCUCUCCACCCAUACCACCCCUCUCCCUCUAUAUAUACAUCAGAGCGAUGAAUUACGGAGUAUGUAAAUUCCCAAGCUAGCAGCUCUCAAUUAAUUAAACCUAACAUCAAAGUAUUAAUUCUUCAGAAACACUUGAAGGUCCGUCUCUAAUAUGAUCGAUGCACAGAACAAUCAGUCCAGAGAUUGAUCGGAGAUGGCGGGCCAGUCGGAAAGAAGAAGCUGACGGCGGCGGUCUAACUCUGCCGCCGGUUUCGCCUAAAUUUCAUAGUGAAUGUUGCAUGUGCGGAGAUAAGGGUCUGCCAUUUGAGCUUUUCAGAUGCAAAUCUUGCCUAUUCCGAUCCCAGCACAGGUAUUGCAGUAAUUUAUACCCGAAAGCGGAGUCUUAUCGGCAAUGCAACUGGUGCUUAAGGGAUCAAAAGGACGACGACAACUCUUCCCAUUCUUCUUCUUCUUUACUCUUACCAUCGCCGCCGCAUAGAGCCGCCGGGAGCGACGGCGAUGAAAUAAUUACAAAAGAGAUCAAGAAGAACGAAAAAGAAAAGUUACCCCGGUCCAUUUCACCUCUUCCUCACCACCCACAAAAUUUACCAAUAUGGAGUAAUAAAAAAGGUGGUGGGUCAAGCCCAAAGGGGGUGAUGAGAAAGGGCCCUCUCAUGGCGGCGGAGAAAUCACCGCCGCUCAAAACCGCCGGUGCGGCCAGUCUGCGGAGGUCAGCGUCGGAUGUUGGGAUAGUUAAACAUGUGGUGGUUAGAAACAAGGUAAGGAGAAGGUAUAAGCUCUUGGAAGAGGUAGCCAGUCGCUAGUCAAUAAUGUGACUAUAAUAUAGUUAAUUAAUAUUUCGAGUUUUUUCUCCUUGUGAUUGUUUCAAAAGCUGAUCCUCUUUGAAAGUGAAAUUGAAAUUUUCCUGAUAAGAGAUACAAGUGUGUAUCUUGAGGCACGCAUUUUUCUAAAAUGGAUGAUGUAUAUAUUUAGUAAAAUAAAUAAAUAUCCCAAAAGAAAUAUCUUUUUAUAUGUUUAAUUUGUAAUAUUUCAAUAUUAUUCAAAUUGUUAAAAUAUUUGUCCCACCCGAGUUUAC
Messenger RNA from Cuscuta epithymum, 1090 nucleotides. The record is from the annotation of a GenBank genome assembly. Lineage: Eukaryota; Viridiplantae; Streptophyta; Magnoliopsida; Solanales; Convolvulaceae.